GCAACUUUUAUUUUAUUCCCCUGUGAACUCACACUGACGAGUCCCCCCGCUUCUGAUGAAACUUUGACAGAUCAACCCUCUUCUCUUCUCUUCUUUGCUUUGCUUUAUUUGGUUGUCACCGUCGGCAUCACCAUGGGCGCGACGAACAGCAAGGACGCCAAGCGACGCAAAGCGCUCAAGCGGCGCGAGAUUAACAUUGUCGAUGUCGUCCAGACGCCGAUGCCGGCCGUGAUUGUCGCGCAGGAGGACAUCCCGCCAGAAGACCGGCUCAACGAGCUCCUGUCAUCGCUCAUGGAUGAGCUCAACUUUACAGCAGACCAGCGCACAAAGAUGAUGGCUUGCUCGCCAGAGAAAAAGUGGCAGCUCUAUCAGCAGCAAAGCGCACUCCGGACAGUUCAGGCUGCAGAGACCAGCAAUAUCGAACCGCCGUCCGAAACCAUCCUCAAGCUACGACGCUCAACGCGACUCAGCUUGGAGGAGAAGUGCGAUCUCGCUCAAGCCGUCACGAUUUUGCUGCGAACGACCGCUCUCACAUGGGUGAGCGAGUUUGUUGACAAGGAAGGCGGUUCAGCCCUCCUCACUUGCCUCGAAGAGCUGGACGACGAAGAGCGCAACACGGACUUGCACACCUUCUUCCUCCGCGCAGUCAAGGCCCUGAUGAACAACACCGUUGGCCGCAUGGCCGUCAUUCAGCACUACAACGGCAUUCGCAUUAUUUGUCGCAGUCUGGCUGUGGGCAACUACAAGACCAAGCAGGCAGUGCUCGAAAUUCUUGCCGUCUGCUGUCUCAUCUCGGACGGUCACAAGCAGGUGCUGGACGCCUUUGAAGACUUCCGUGCUUACUUUUACGAGCGCACCCGCUUCCAAACUCUGGUCAAUGUCAUCACCAGCGUAUCUGGCAAGCAAGACCAGGACAUUGCCAUCAAAACAGCAGGCAUGGUGCUUGUCAACACGAUCGUCAUGUCCGGUGUUGGUCGCGAGGAUUUGGACUUUCGCAUGCACAUCCGCAUGGAGUUUACCAGUCUUGGUCUGGACGAAAUGGUGGAGCGCUUGCGCAAGUACGAAGAUCGGCUUCUCGACAUCCAACUCGACGUCUUUGAGAACAUUCAAGGCAGCGAUGAAGAGUUGUUUGCAGACAAGUUUGAUUUUACCAAGCUGAGCUCCAGCAAGAUUGAUAAAACAAACAUUGUGGAAGUAUUCGGAACAGUCGUCAAAGCCUUGUCGCUCACGGGCGCGUUCAUCAGCUUGCAGUCGAUUCUUCAUCACUUGCUGCUCAUUCCCAAGGAGGCCCAGCGCCGUGCAAAGUACUACCAAACCAUCGAUCGCCUCGUCCAGCAGAUUGUGCUGCAACGCAACGGCGUCGACACGGACAUUUCCGUCAUUAAAAUCGACGUGGACAAGCUCGUCUCUGGGUUUGCCGCUCAGGAUCGCUUUGAUGAGUCGCAACGUGAGCGCGAUGCAUUGAAGCAGCGGGUCGAGGUGGCCGAGAAGCAAGUCAAAGACCAAGAGACAGAAAUCACGAAACUCAAGCGCGCCAAAGACAAAGCCGAGCGCGAGGUUCGCAACCAAGACAAGGAGUUGGAAGAUCUCAAGGCCAAGUAUCGCGAACUCAAGGACGAAAAGACCAAGCUGGAGGAACAGGUGGCGGAAUUGAAGGCGGCCCCGCCAGUGGUUGUCGCGGCGCCCGUCGCGGCAGCGGCCGUAGCGGAGGGUGCUCCGGCGUCGGGUGAUGCUGCUGCUGCUGCUGCUGCUGAAGGCGGUAGCGAAGGUGGUGCGCCCCCGCCGCCGCCUCCGCCACCAAUGAUGGGUGAGGGAGCCCCGCCUCCGCCUCCGCCGCCGAUGAUGAUGGGCGAAGGUGGUGCACCUCCUCCACCGCCGCCAAUGAUGGGCGGUCCGCCGCCCCCGCCUGGCAUGCCCGGUAUGCCCGGAAUGGGCGCUGCCAGCAAGCUGCCUCCACGCAAGCGCCCUGCACCGACCAAUCCCGUCAAGUCCUUCAACUGGCAAAAGAUGCCCGACAGCAAGAUUGACAAGACAGUGUGGAUUGACCUGGACGACUCGAAGGUGUUUGCCCAGCUCGAUGUGGACGAGUUUGAAACAAUGUUCUCGGCCUAUCAGAAGACUGGCAAGGACGACGGUGGCGACGCUGCAGACGAUGGUUCGUCGACGGCCGCGCCCGCCAAGCCCAAGGAGCUGUCCGUCAUUGACGGUCGCCGUGCCCAGAAUUGCGCCAUCUUGCUCUCGCGCAUCAAACUGUCGCACGACGAGCUCAAGGAGGCCAUUUUCGCGUGCGACACGGAGAAACUGAACAAGGAUUUGAUCGAGCAGCUGCUCAAGUUUGUUCCCGCGCCCGACGAAAUCCAACUGCUCGACUCCAACAAGGCCGACAUUGCCAAUUUCGCCAAGGCCGACAGGUUCCUCUACGAGAUGUCUGCCGUGGACCACUACGGCGAGCGCCUCAACGCGCUGUCGUUCAAGCUGCGUUUCAAAGAACGCGUGCAUGAGAUCAAGCCGCUGGUCGACGCCGUUCUGCUGGCCAGCAAGGAGGUGCGCUCGUCUCCCCAACUGCGCAAGGUGCUCGAAAUCCUGCUGGCAUUUGGCAACUACAUGAACCGUGGCGCGCGCGGCAAUGCUUACGGUUUCAAGCUCUCCAGUUUGAGCAAAGUCAUGGACACCAAGGCUUCGACCAACAAGCGCCAGACGCUGCUCCACUAUCUCGUCAUUGUUGUCGAUGCCAAGUACCCUGCCAUCAAGGACAUGAACGACAUGCCCCACCUUGCGGACGCAACGCGCGCCAACAUUGCCGAAAUUGACAAGGACCUGUCCUUCUUGCUCAAGGGCACCAAGGAUAUCGAAAAGGAGCUGCAGUACUUUAACAACUCGACGCGUGCCCACAAUCCCAACGAUCGCUUCAAGGCGGAGGUCGAAGACUUUUUCUCGCACGCGACUCUCGAGCUCAAGGACUUGGAGUCGGAUGUGACCGAAAUGAAGAAGAAGUUUGAAGACGUGGUUUCGCUCUUUGGCGAGGAUGGCAAGGUCAUGACGCCCGCCGAGUUCUUUGGUGCCUUUGAAUCGUUUGUCAAGGCGUUCUUUGUUGCUCGUGAAGAGAACGCCAUGUUCAAAAAGCAGGCAGAGGAUGAGCGCAAGCGCCAGGAAGCGGCUGCGCGCAAGGAAGCCAGCAAGCGUGGCGAGAAGCUCAGCGAAGCGUACAAGGCUGAAGGACAGGACUUUGACGAGCUCGUUUCUGCUCUGAAAGAAGGAUCGGCCUUUGGCUCCGAUCUGAGCCAAUUCAAGCGCAAAAACCGCAGGAAAGCGGCGGCAGAGAGUGAAGACUCGAAUGUCUGAGUUGUGCUUUGAUUUUUUUCAAUCUACGGUUUGUGUAUGUUUCGUGUCGCAUUUAUCUUGCUUGGUCUUGUCAAUGCUAGACCCCCCCCCCGUUUCAUGUUGGUGUCGUGGUUUAUUCGUUUG
This is a messenger RNA of Capsaspora owczarzaki ATCC 30864, 3465 nucleotides long. Its product is annotated as DAAM1 protein. Gene Ontology annotation, molecular function: small GTPase binding; actin binding; microtubule binding. Gene Ontology annotation, cellular component: actin filament. The record is from RefSeq and is a predicted model, not a curated record. The coding region runs from base 133 to 3342 and encodes 1069 amino acids. Gene Ontology annotation, biological process: actin nucleation; actin cytoskeleton organization. NCBI's taxonomy places the organism in Eukaryota, Filasterea, Ministeriida, Capsasporidae. The transcript has 9 exons.